Molecule: messenger RNA, 3417 nt
Organism: Scutellospora calospora
Lineage: Eukaryota; Fungi; Glomeromycota; Glomeromycetes; Diversisporales; Gigasporaceae
Source: the annotation of a GenBank genome assembly
AUGUCAAUCGCCGUAUCGAUUACAGAUAUACCUUUAACCCCCAAUACUUUAAACAGUACACCAGCUCCUUCAUCAACUCCAUCAACUCCAGUUAUAAAUAAUACGGGGUCACAAAAUCAAACUAUUGAUAAUAAACCUUUAAAGAAUGUGGGUGUGAAAGAAAAGUUUCCACUUCAAGAAAUAACUUUUAAUAAUCCUGAAGAAAAAACUUAUGUGACAAGAAAGCCACGGAAAAAAUAUCGGGUGAAGAAACAAAGCACCCAGAAUAAUGAUCAAAGCAAUGUGAACAAAAAAAUUUCUGAUAUAGAUUCUACUACAGGGCCGCCGCCGUUAAUAAAAAAUCAUGAUGUUCCCAAAAUUAUUAAUGGAUCAGAUAUAAAUGAAUCACAAACGUCGAAAAGAAUUUCGGUAAAACGUAAAUCAAAACAACUUGAAGAUGAUUAUAAUGAGAAAGAGUCAAAUGAAGUAAAAAAAUCAAUAAGGAAAGGUAAAAAAGAUAAAAAUUUACCAAAGAAACCUAUGAAUGCUUAUCUUCAAUUUGCAUUACUUAAAAGGCCAGAGUUUGCAGAAAAAAAUCCAGAAAUUAGUUUGUCCCAAGUGAAUAUAUUACUUGGUAAAACUUGGAAUACAAUGUCAAAAGAAGAAAAAAAGCCAUAUUUCCAAUUGGCGAAGGAGGCAAAAAUAAAGUACAAAGAGGAAAUGGAAGCAUAUGAUUCGGUCAAACAAAAAGAGAAAGUGAAUAACGAAGAACAGGAUGCACCUUAUGAUAACGAUCCAUUAUUUCAUUAUCCCAAACAAAAAGAGAAAGUGAAUAGCGAAGAGCAGGAUGCACCUUAUGAUAUCGAUCCAUUAUUUCACUAUUCCAAACAAAAAGAGAAAGUGAAUAGCGAAGAACAGGAUGUACCUUAUGAUAUCGAUUCAUUAUUUUACUAUCCUAGACAAAAAGAAAAAGUGAAUAGUGGAGAGCAGAAUGCACCUUAUGAUAUCGAUCCAUUCUUUCACUACCCCGAUUUCAAAUCAAUGCUUAAUUCACCGAUAUCUUUCGGUCCAUUUGAAUCCUUCUCACAAGAAACUCUCGAUAAUGAUUUUUAUGAUCAGAUAGUUGAUACAAACCAACAUGUGCCAAAUUCGACCGUUUGGGUGAAAUGCGAACCAACGAGUUCAACGCUGCUUGACGUUAACACACACACACAAUCAUGCUUUUCUAAUAAUUCAGUUCAUACUUACGUAGAUAAAUCACAACAAAUACCAAAUAACGGACAAUAUCAUUCAACACCGAUAUUUCGACAACCUCAUAGACAAGUAUCAACUGCACAGUUACAGCCUCAGUUACAAUAUGUACCACCUAUUAAGUCGGAAUUUGAUUUCGUCCAAACUGAACAAGAUAACUACAAUUUAAAGGUUCCGAGUUUGACAAUGCCACAACAGAUCCCGGGACAACAUAUGCAACAACGGAUUCCUCAAUUUAACGUGACUCAUCAAGUAUUUCAGCAGACGCCUCAAAUGUCAAAUUCGCGUCUGUCUAAUAGCAUGUCGCAAAAUAUGAAAAUACAACCGAUAUUCCGAAAUAACAAUUGUCAACAACUAUCACAGAAAAUUACCACUCAACAGUCACAACAACAAAUUAUGAGCCAACAACCACAACAACAAAUUAUGAGUCAACAACCACAACAAAUUAUGAGUCAACAACCACAACUACAAAUUAUGAGUCAACAACCACAACAACAAAUUAUAAGUCAACAACCACAACAACAAAUUAUAAGUCAACAACCACAACAACAAAUUAUAAGUCAACAACCACAAAAAAUUAACGCUCAACAAUCACAACAAAUUACCACUCAACAACCUAACUUUACUCAAGGGCAAGAAAUUAGUACACAAGAAAUGCCGCAGCAACAAGUGUAUUUGCAAACGCAAAACGCGUCAAAUCAACAAACAUCACAAAUACCGCAACAACCAAUACGAUAUUCAGUUCAACAGCAAGGAUCAACCAAUCAAAAUAUUAUGAUUGCACCACCACCACAAACCCCGAAUACAUUACAUACCAAGAUUCCACAACAGAUGAAUAAUGGAGUAAUGCAGCAGCAGUCUUUUAAUCAACAGCAACAAAUGCAAAGGCAGUUGUGUUCUAAUACACAACAAAUAUCAUAUCAAACAACAUGGCAACCUAUGUCAGUAUAUUCACAGGAUAUUUCUCAAAAUAUGAUACAACGACAUUGGCAAACUACACCGAAUCAAAUGAAUAAUCAAAUUUCAUCAUAUGGACCAACUCAGCAAAUUACUUGGCAACAACAACCAAAUGUUGUAAUGUAUUAUUCAUGGAAUAAUCAGCAACAGCAGCAACAAAUGUCAGUUAAUACCAACCCUUUGCCAAAAAAACAUUUAAACACUCAAAAAAAUUCGGAUAAUCCACUUAUUACUUCAAAUUUACUAAAUCCGGGUACUACGUCAAAUCUAAUAAAUCCGGAUACUACGUCAAAUCUAAUAAAUUCACCUACUUCAAAUAUCCUUGGUCAAUCAUCUAAUUCUAAUAGUAAAUUGAACAAUCCCGUUCCUUCAAGUUCAAAUGGUGUUAGUAAACUUAAUGAUUCGGAAGUACCUGAUCUCCUUCGAUACGUUACUUAUUCAGCAGCUACUUAUUGUGAUAAAUCUUCUGAUUGGACUUGCGGAAAAUAUUGCGAUAACAUUCCUCAAACAACUGUUGCAAAGCCCAUUAUAACUAAACCUGCUCAAUGGGUAGAAAUAUUAGGACAGGAUGCUAAAGCAUAUUGUUUGAUUACCACUAACUCUAAAUUUAAAGAGAUAGUCGUCACCUUCAGAGGAACUGCUGAUUUAGGUAAUACUUUCAAAGAUUACGAAGUAAAUCAAUGGCCAUAUGGGUUUGAUUCUACAUCUCUCCCCGUUAAAUCAUUAUUACAAACAAUCCUUGUCCACUAUGGAUUUUACUCUACUUUUCUUACCUUUCAAAUACCAAUUCGAAAUGAAAUUUCAAAAUUAACUAAACAAUAUCCUGACUAUAAAGUUGUUGUUACUGGUCAUAGUUUAGGUGGAGCUUUAGCUGUAUUUGCUGCUCUUGAUAUUAAACAAUAUUUUGAAGAAUGCAAUCCUUACUUAUACACCUAUGGAGAACCUCGGGUUGGAAAUUCUGAUUUUGCAUCAUUUGUGAAUAAAGAAUUGCCAUUCGUUCGAAGAGUUAUAUGCCAAGAUGAUAUAGUACCUCAUUUAAUACCAAGAGUUGAUUAUGAACAUCAUAAAGGUGAAGUCUGGAUUUAUAAUUCUACUACUGAUCAAGCAGUUAAAUGUUCAGGAGAUGAGAAUCAAUACUGUUCUGAUUCAGUUGAUAGUAACGAUCGGACUUCUGAUGAUCACGAUGGUCCAUAUUGGGGUCUUCUUAUAAGUGAUAAUUCGUGUUCAUAG